GAGGGGCGGGGCCCGGCGGCGGCAGCGGAACGCGGCCCGGGGAGACGCGAGGGCGGCGGGAGCGGAGCGGGAGCGCCGGGGCUGCGGGCCCUGAGGCCCGUACUCCACCCGCGGGGCUCUGAGGGCCCCUCAGGCCCGUGCUCCACCCCCGGGGCUCUGAGGGCCCCUCAGGCCCGUGCUCCACCCCCGGGGCUGCGGCCCCUCAGGCCCGUGCUCCACCCGCGGGCCCCUCAGGCCCGUGCUCCACCCCCGGGGCUGCGGCCCCUCAGGUCCCUGCUCCGCCCCCGGCGCCGUGAGGGCCCUCAGGACCCCGGUGCGCGGCUUCGGCGCUCUCGGUUCUGGGGCUGUGGAGCAGUUGCCGGCCCCGGCCCGGCCCCAAGCGCCGAGGCCGCCGUGCUCAGCCCGCGGCGUGCCCGCCUGCCCGGUGCGGUGCAGAAGGGCCGGCCCCGCUCCGCUCCGCUCGGCCAUGGCCGCGGCCCGGGCCGCGCUCGGUCUGCGGCGGUGCCUGUCCUCGGCCGCCCCGGCGCCUCGGGUCUGCGUGGUGGGCAGCGGCCCCGCCGGCUUCUACACGGCUCAGCACAUCCUCAAGCACCACGGCGGGGCCCUGGUGGACAUCUACGAGAAGCUGCCCGUCCCCUUCGGGCUCGUGCGCUUUGGAGUGGCCCCAGACCACCCUGAGGUGAAGAACGUGACCAACACCUUCACGCAGACGGCGCGCUCGGAGCGCUGCGCCUUCUACGGGAACGUCACCGUGGGCCGGGACGUGACCCUGCCGGAGCUGCAGCAGGCCUACCACGCCGUGGUGCUGAGUUAUGGUGCUGAAGACAACCGGGUCCUGGGGAUCCCAGGGGAGAACCUCCCUGGUGUUUACUCAGCCCGAGCCUUUGUGGGCUGGUACAACGGGCUGCCUGAGAACCAGGACCUGAAGCCUGACCUGAGCUGUGAGACAGCGCUGAUUCUGGGCCAUGGCAACGUGGCACUGGACAUUGCCCGCAUCCUGCUGUCCCCACUGCAGCUCCUCAGGAAGACAGACAUCACUGACAGCUCCCUGGCAGCUCUUGCCUGCAGCAAGGUGAAGCGUGUCUGGCUGGUUGGGAGGAGGGGACCUCUCCAAGUUGCUUUCACCAUCAAGGAGCUGCGGGAGAUGAUAAACCUGCCUGGUGCCAGAGCUGUCCUGGACCCUGCUGACUUCACAGGCCUCGAAAGUGCUGUCAAAGAUGCUCCCAGGCCCAGGAAGCGACUGACUGAGCUGAUGAUCAAAACAGCCCUGGAGCAGCCAGUGGAGAUGCAGGCAGCAGCAGGGGCAGCAGCAGCAGGGGCAGCAGCCCCCAGGGAGUGGGGGCUGAAGUUCCAGCGCAGCCCCCAGGAAGUGCUGCCCAGUGCUGAUGGGAGGAGGGCCAGGGGCGUCCGCAUGGCCCUGACCCGCCUGGAGGGCUCGGGUGACUCUGCCAAAGCCGUUCCCACUGGAGCUGUGGAGGAUCUGGAGUGUGGGCUGGUGCUCAGCAGCAUUGGCUACCGGAGCCUGCCGCUGGACCCGGCCGUGCCCUUCGACAGCCGGCGCGGGGUCAUCCCCAACAGCUCGGGCAGGGUGCAGGGAGUCCCAGGUCUGUACUGCAGUGGGUGGGUGAAGAGAGGACCCACAGGCGUGAUCAUCACCACCAUGAACGACAGCUUUGACACUGCCCAGUCUCUGCUGGAGGAUCUCCAGGGGGGUGUGCUGGAUAUAUCCCCCUCCAGAGAAGGCUUUGGGCUUGUGGAGAGCAUCCUGCACAGCCGAGGGGUCCGUCCUGUUUCCUUCUCGGACUGGGAGAAGAUUGAUGCUGCUGAAGUGGCAAGAGGCAAAGCUGCUGGCAAGCCCCGGGAGAAGAUCGUGGACCCUGCGGAGAUGCUGCAGAUCAUCGGGCACUAGGGCAGCACGGUGGGCACUGCCCCAGUGGUGCCAUCCUGGGGCACACUGCUGGGUCAUGAGCAGGGCCUGGGAGCACAGGGCUUGUGUCUGGGGCUGCUGGUGGCUCUGGAGGGGUGUGUGACACUGGGGCCUCUCUGGUAACAAUGAACUCUGUGUUCCCAAAGUCUCAAGGCCCGAGGCUGUUGGCUGGCCCCACAUCCCUGCAGCCAGCUGCUGUUUCCAGGGGUGAUUCUUGUCUGUCUUUGAAGCAUUAAUGAAUCAUGCAGUGCAGGUGAAGGGAGGUGUGUGUUCACCUGGGACACUCCUGGCCAGCCACAUGCAAGUCACAUGGAGAAGUUGCCCUGUGUCUUACUGCCUCCCCUUAAAGCCACAAGCCAAAUGGGUUUGUUGCCUUGUCAUUCAUGCCAGAGUAGGCAUCUUUUAAUAAUGACCUUUUUUUUUUAAAGAAACCCUUCCAGGGAAGCCAAAAUGGACCUACAACUUGAGUCUGGGUUCUUUGUCUGCCACUGCCUUAACCUUGGAGCAGCCCCCAAAGUGCUGAGGCUCCUGCAAUGUCCCAAGGCAAGGCAGCUCUGGGGGCUCUCUCUGUGAACUCUACACAAGCAGAAAAGGGCAUUAAUUUGCCUUGUACUUCCCCCAGUUAAUUUGCCUUCUACUUCCCACAGUGUUUUAUGGGAUAGAUUGGGAUAACAAGCAUGUAAUUGCAUUGUUGAGGAUCAUGAGGGACCCCGUGUCCAUUGGUACCUGCCAGCGCUGACUGGUGCAAGCAGUGCCUUGAGCUCUUUCUCUCCUUUCACUGGUGGGGUUAUUUUUUUUUUGGUCUGUGUGUUUUGAAGCUUAUUAAAUGCUUCUCUUAGCCCAGAUUGCCUACGGUGACGGUGUCAGGUUUUAAGCCAGAUUACAAGCCGUGAGCUGUAAUCUCCUUUAUCCGUGGCGCAGGGGCAGCGUCAGCUGGGCCCCUUCCCUGGCUGUCCCCAGCCCCCCCUGCUCCCUGCCAGAGCCCUGCAGGAUUGCAGCCCCUCCUCCCUGGCUUUGGAAAUGGUGACAGUGGCAGUGGCUGUGAUGGAGGCAGAGGGGAAAUGGGGCUGGGGCAGCCUCCACUCAGCCCAGCCCCUCUCAGGGCUUGCCCACAGGGUACUGUUCUCUCACCUCAUCUCUGUCUCAGCUCAAGGAACGGAGAUCUCUGACUUCUCCCUAUUUUUCCCUUUUUCUCUCCCAUACUUUUCUAUUUAAAUCUCAUUUGAAAGCUCAUUAAGAAACUCAGGAAAUGUGAUAAUGGGAACUCGUACUCAAACGAGCAAUAAAGCUUUUGUGGAACAGCU
This is a messenger RNA of Passer montanus (Eurasian tree sparrow), 3231 nucleotides long. It is a transcript of the gene FDXR, whose product is annotated as ferredoxin reductase. The transcript is spliced from 12 exons. Lineage: Eukaryota; Metazoa; Chordata; Aves; Passeriformes; Passeridae. Bases 467 to 1909 code for a protein of 480 amino acids. The record is from RefSeq and is a predicted model, not a curated record. Gene Ontology annotation, cellular component: mitochondrion. Gene Ontology annotation, biological process: ubiquinone biosynthetic process.